AUGUCUGGACGUGGGAAGCAGGGCGGCAAGGCUCGAGCGAAAGCCAAGUCCCGUUCGUCUAGAGCGGGAUUGCAGUUCCCCGUGGGCCGCGUCCAUCGCCUUCUCCGCAAGGGCCACUAUGCUGAACGCAUCGGCGCCGGCGCCCCGGUGUACCUGGCGGCCGUGCUCGAGUACCUGACGGCCGAGAUCCUGGAGCUGGCGGGCAACGCGGCCCGCGACAACAAGAAGACGCGCAUCAUCCCGCGCCACCUGCAGCUGGCCAUCCGCAACGACGAGGAGCUCAACAAGCUGCUGGGGCGCGUGACCAUCGCGCAGGGCGGCGUCCUGCCCAACAUCCAGGCCGUGCUGCUGCCCAAGAAGACCGAGAGCCACCAUCACAAAGUCCAGGCCAAGUAA
Messenger RNA from Sorex araneus (European shrew), 396 nucleotides. Its product is annotated as histone H2A type 1-A. The record is from RefSeq and is a predicted model, not a curated record. Lineage: Eukaryota; Metazoa; Chordata; Mammalia; Eulipotyphla; Soricidae. The coding region runs from base 1 to 396 and encodes 131 amino acids. Gene Ontology annotation, cellular component: nucleosome. Gene Ontology annotation, molecular function: protein heterodimerization activity; DNA binding; structural constituent of chromatin. The transcript has a single exon.